Molecule: messenger RNA, 336 nt
Organism: Cololabis saira (Pacific saury)
Lineage: Eukaryota; Metazoa; Chordata; Actinopteri; Beloniformes; Belonidae
Product: integumentary mucin C.1-like
Exons: 3
Source: RefSeq, a predicted model, not a curated record
ACAGCCGCUCCAACAACAACAACAACAACAGUUGCUCCAACAACUACCACAGCUGCUCCAACAACUACCACAGCUGCUCCAACAACUACCACAGUUGCUCCAACUACCACAGCUGCUCCAACAACUACCACAGUUGCUCCAACAACAACCACAGCUGCUCCAACAACAACUACAGCCGCUCCAACAACUACCACAGUUGCUCCAACAACAACCACAGCUGCUCCAAAAACUACCACAGUUGCUCCAACAACAACCACAACAGUUGCUCCAACAACAACCACAGCUGCUCCAACCACAACAACAGCCGCACCAACAACUACCACAGUUGCUCCAACA